ACAAGUUCGAGGUCCUCUUAAUAGAAUGUGGACAACCUUCUUUCCCACGUUGGCUCAGAAUUCCGUUAAGAGUAAAGCCCUUCGGACAUUUCAAUGAAAAAAAUUGGCCUCUUCAUCUCUUAUCAUUUUCCACAUUAUAUGCUGAUAUACAGUGCAACUCCAUGUUUUAAAGCGUUGAAUAUAUAAUCUGUGCUAAUUAUAUAUUUUGCAGAUAAGCUGAAAGAGUAAUCUCAGGUGGUAAUUGCAAGUUUGGAAGUACAAUGGCUAUGAGUAUGAAGCAUAUGUCCAUUAUUAUAGCAACUCUUGGUGUCAUAUCGUUUAUAUUUGGCGUUGUUGCUGAGAACAAGAAGCCUGCAGCUGGAACCGCAAUACCAGGAAAAGGGGCUGUUAUUUGUAAAUAUCGAUCUGAUCCAACUGUUGCCCUAGGCUUUUUGUCUGUUAUCUUUCUUGCUGCAUCUGCUGUGGCUGGCUUCUCGUCUUUGUUUCACCCAUAUAAAGGGAAAUCAAUUCCUCAGGCUAUUCUGCUGAGAAGCACUACUUUUGUUGUAUUCCUCAAUGUUGCUCUGGGUACAACUGGUUUAGCCGCAGCACUGUUGUUGUGGCCUACAAUCAGUGAGCAACUUCAUAUCACGCGGAACAUACACCACAAUUUGCAAACAGAAUGCCCAACUGCCAAGACUGGUCUUCUUGGUGGCGGUGCCUUUUUGUCUCUUGAUUCUGCCCUCUUCUGGUUGGUUUGCUUGAUGCUAGCUAAUAAUGCUCGGGAGGAUUACUUUGAAGAAACAGAAGAUUUUAAAGGCGGGCCAGCAGUAAACUAUGAACCAGAUGUAGUUAUCAAGAGUGCCUAAGCUAUAUUCUAAUUAAGUUAGAAAAAAUGUCUUUUACUUGUUUUAUUCUGAUGUUGCCACAAUCAGGUGGUAGCAUGCCUUGCGCGAGAACUUGUUUGUUGCAUUUCUAUGUACAUUUGAAAUGGUAUUAUGGAUUCGUCUUGCAUCU
Molecule: messenger RNA, 996 nt
Organism: Lycium barbarum (goji berry)
Lineage: Eukaryota; Viridiplantae; Streptophyta; Magnoliopsida; Solanales; Solanaceae
Exons: 4
Coding region: 261-848 (195 amino acids)
Source: RefSeq, a predicted model, not a curated record